Oncorhynchus tshawytscha (Chinook salmon) is the source of this 2819-nucleotide messenger RNA. RefSeq names its product atypical chemokine receptor 4a (gene ackr4a). The transcript is spliced from 2 exons. Gene Ontology annotation, molecular function: chemokine binding; scavenger receptor activity; chemokine receptor activity. The record is from RefSeq and is a predicted model, not a curated record. Gene Ontology annotation, biological process: G protein-coupled receptor signaling pathway; immune response; chemotaxis. Gene Ontology annotation, cellular component: membrane. Bases 57 to 1265 code for a protein of 402 amino acids. NCBI's taxonomy places the organism in Eukaryota, Metazoa, Chordata, Actinopteri, Salmoniformes, Salmonidae.
UCUCUCUCUCUCUCUCCCUCAAUCUCAAAAAAUAACACCCUCCUUGUGAUGCGCUUAUGAGUCAGAGUUCCCAAAAGCACAGCGGAGGAUACGGACCAGUAGCUACAGCUCACUGCAGUAGAGGAGACAAGCAGAUGCGAUACAGAUAUUCCUCCAGUAUGGAUCUGACCGAAGAGGAUGACUAUGAUUACCACAACAACCUCACCCUGAACUACAGCUACGAGGACUACCACACCGUGUGUGAGAAGGCUGACGUGCGCUCCUUCGCUGGCCUCUUCCUCCCUGUGGUGUACGCAGCCUGUGUGGUGGUGGGGCUAGCCGGGAACUCCCUGGUGCUAGCUGUGUACGCCUACCACAAAUGUCUGAGAAGAAGCAUGACGGAAGCCUUCCUAGCCCACUUGGCCGUAGCCGACCUCCUCCUCCUCCUCACCCUGCCCUUCUGGGCUGCAGACGCGGCGCUGGGCUGGGAGCUGGGCCUGCCUCUCUGUAAGCUGGUCUCGGCUUGCUACGCCAUCAACUUCACCUGCUGCAUGCUGCUGCUAGCCUGUGUUAGCAUGGACCGCUACCUAGCAUCUGUUAGAGCGGAGGGCAGGAACCAGGGAAGGCUGGGCAGGGUCUUCACCCGGGCGCACUGUGGGAAGGUCUGCCUAGGGGUGUGGGCUGUGGCUUUUCUCCUGGGUCUUCCCGAUCUUCUGUUCGCCACAGUAAGGGAGACCUCCAGGAGGAGGGUCUGCAUGGCCAUCUACCCGCCCAGACUGGCCCGGGAGGUCAAGGCCUGCCUGGAGGUGGUUGAGGUCCUACUGGGUUUCCUGAUUCCUCUCCUGGUUAUGAUGUGGUGCUACGCCGGCGUGGGGCGUGUGCUGAGGCGGCUGCCCGAGGAGAGCAGGAGUAGGAGGCGGAGAGCUAUCCGGGUGUUGCUGGUCGUGGUGGGGUUGUUCGUGGUCACCCAGUUGCCCUAUAACGCGGUGAAGAUGUGGCGGGCGAUGGACUCGGUCUACACACUGGUGACCCACUGUGGUGUGAGUAAGGCCCUGGACCGGGCGGCACAGGUCACUGAGAGCCUGGCUCUGACCCACUGCUGUCUCAACCCACUACUCUAUGUCUUCCUAGGGUCCUCCUUCAGACAAUAUGCGCUGAAAACAGCCAAGGCGUUUGGAGAAAGGACGAAGAGGAGAAGGGGGGAGCAGAGAGAGGACGAAGGAACGGAGAUGUCCUUCAACUCUCACAACACUGCCUCUCAGGAGACCAGCACCUUCUCCAUAUGAAAGAGAAGAGAGAGAGAGAGAGAGAGAGAGAGAGAGAGAGAGAGAGAGAGAGAGAGAGAGAGAGAGAGAGAGAGAGAGAGAGAAUCUUUUUGGCUAACACCUUUGUAUCACAUGAGAUUCUAGCACUUUUAUAGAAUGAGGACUUCCUCAACCCACCAAAUACCCGCCUCCCCUCAAGAAAGCCAGUCUGGAAAGAUCUACCCAAUGAUGACUUCAACAGACAUCUGACCUGGACACAAUGGGAGUUACCGGACCUGACAAAUAAUCACCUCAUCCCCACCCCCACGCAACAUCCCCCUGGUUUCAACCUCCCCGGGAAGGAGGGAUUCACCCUCAAUAGGUUCAGGACUGGCCACGGCCCAUACCUCGCCAACCUCCACCAAUGGGGCAUGAAAGAAAGCCCACCAUAUGCCUGUGGGGUGGCGCAAACCCUACACCACAUUCUUGAAGUCUGUCCAAUCUACAAACUCAGCGGAGGCCUCCUCACCCUUAACACAGCGGGACUGGAAGCAAUCACUUGGCUAAAAGAUCUGAUUCAUAAUCUUGCUUCAGUGUAUUAAGAAGCUAUCAGUGCUGUAUAACCAGAUGCUUUAGUAUCAUUAAUACUAUAUAUCUGCUGCUAUGGAAUUAUUGAGCCCAACCAGGGGAAGGGUAAGGGCUAGCCUGGUCCCAGAUCUGUUUGUAAAUGUGCUGUCGUACCAGCUCCUAUGGUCAUUGUCAAGGGGAAGUGACAAAACAGCACAAACAGAUGGGAUUAGGCUAAGGAGACGCAUUCCAGUUAUCAGAAAGGGUCUAGCAUAAAAAAAAACGAGUAGAUUCAUGCUCUACCCUGCAUCUUGAAACCACAUUUUUGUUUUGACACCAGCCCUUGUCCUCAGACAUGUGGUUGACAAUGACCUCGGGGAUAGGGAAGUGUUUACAUUCCUGUCUUUUUCUAUCAAAACAACGAUAAGUUCCAGAUGUUAAUUCAAGCGAAAUUAUAGGGUUGCACAGAACGCAAACACACACACCCUCUCGAUUGGCCUAGCAUGUUGGGGAGUUCACACUUGUCAGUGGGGCCAGGGUACAUUGUAAUCGUGUGAGAUAAGAAAAUGUCUAUUUGAAGUUGUAAGUUACUCGUACUAAUAGCAGUCCUCUGGGAUGGGUGGUGCCGCUAAUUACAAUCUCAUUAACUCAUUCCUCAAAAUGUCAGCCACAAUUUACCAAAACAGGUCAAUCUUCUCCACUCUCUAAAAAAACAGCUGCAUUAUGUGGGGUGGGUCAGCCUGACCUCAGAGCCAUACAAGACAUAUCAUAUGUAUUUUUGACCACCUCCAGGAUGUGAUAACUACAAAUGAUCUAGUUACUUUAGACAGAAACAAAACUAGGGAGGUUGGUGAGGGAGGAUGGGUGGGUGUAAUCUGCGACCGUCUAGCAAUCCAAAAGGUUGCAUGUUCUUGAGUCGCGUCAGUGACAACUGUAGCAUCUUAGCUAACCCUUCCCCCAACCCUUAUUCUAAAUGUGACCCAUUUCACCUAACCUGCUACAGAAAUAUAACAUUUACAUAAGUAUUCA